CCCUCUAAUUCUUCCCUCACACAACUUCAAACGCACUGCACGAUCACUAAGCCCAAGCCAAGAGACUAGUAGCAGACACCACCAACCUUGUUCUUCUGUAUUCAAGCUACCCUUUGUUACAUACAUAAUAUAUCCAUCAUGUGUAAUCCCAAACCAUCCUCUUCAUCCCCAUUUCUGUGUCCCACAAAAGCCCACCUCAUAACUCCCGAUCCCAAACUCAAAAAUCACCCUCCGCUUCAUCGUCAACUUCAGGAUGAACUUCACAGGUGGCCAACUCCCAACGAGGUGAUGGCAGAAAUGAAGGCACUGGGGAAUAUAUCAGUCCCAACAGCAGUGACCGGGUUGCUCUUAUAUUCAAGAGCCAUGAUCUCAAUGCUGUUCCUAGGAUACCUUGGGGAGAUGGAGCUGGCCGGAGGCUCUCUGUCGAUCGGCUUCGCGAACAUCACCGGCUACUCCGUCAUCUCAGGUCUUGCCAUGGGAAUGGAACCCAUUUGCGGCCAAGCCUACGGCGCAAAACAAUGGAAAACGCUUGGCUUGACCCUCCAGAGAACCGUCCUCCUCCUCCUCUCCACCUCCAUCCCCAUCUCCCUCACCUGGCUCAACAUGAAGUCCAUACUCUUAUGGUGCGGCCAGGACCACCAGAUAUCCUCCACCGCACAGACCUUCAUCCUCUUCUCCAUCCCAGACCUCUUCCUCCUCUCCCUCCUCCACUCUCUCCGCAUCUACCUCCGUACCCAAAGCAUCACAUUGCCCCUAACCUACUGCUCCGCCCUCUCCCUCCUCCUCCACCUCCCCCUCAACUUCCUCCUAGUCGUUCACUUCAAAAUGGGAGUCUCCGGCGUCGCCAUAGCCAUGGUAUGGACCAACCUCAACCUCUUCCUCUUCCUCUCCUCCUUCGUCUACUUCUCCGGCGUCUACAAAGACUCGUGGGUCCCACCCAGCUCCGACUGCCUCCGCGGCUGGUCCUCCCUACUUGCACUUGCGGUUCCCACCUGCGUCUCUGUCUGCCUCGAAUGGUGGUGGUACGAACUCAUGAUAAUCCUCUGCGGGCUUCUCUUCAACCCCAAAGCCACCAUUGCUUCCAUGGGCAUCCUCAUCCAAACCACCUCCCUCGUCUACGUCUUCCCCUCCUCCCUCAGCCUCGGCGUCUCCACCCGCGUCGGCAACGAGCUCGGCGCCAACCGUCCCGCCAGGGCCCGCAUUUCCAUGAUAGUCUCACUCGCCUGUGCCGUCGCGCUCGGCCUCGCCGCCAUUGCAUUCACCACCCUCAUGCGACAUCAAUGGGGCAGAUUCUUCACUUCUGACACCGAAAUUCUUGACCUCACCGCCUCCGUGCUCCCCAUCGUCGGCCUCUGCGAGCUCGGCAACUGCCCGCAGACCACGGGCUGUGGCGUCCUCCGCGGCAGCGCCAGGCCCACCGUCGGAGCCAACAUCAACUUGGCCUCGUUUUAUUUGGUGGGCAUGCCCGUCGCUGUUCUCCUUGGGUUCGUCGUGAAAAUGGGUUUUCCUGGGCUCUGGCUUGGGUUGCUUGCGGCUCAAGCCUCUUGCGCUUCUCUCAUGAUAUUCGUUCUCUGCACCACUGACUGGAACGCUCAAGUGCAAAGAGCCAAUGACCUUACCACUGCUAAUUCUUCUUCUCCCAAGUUACCCACCACUCUCACGCCAACAACCACAAACCAUGUUUCUCUUCCAGAGCCUCUUGUCACCCAUGAUCACCUUCCCCACACACCCUCUCUUGAAACAGACCCUCUCAUUAUACACACCGUAAAUUAAUUCACCCAUUAUUUAAUUAACCAUUUCAUCAUUCCUCGCCAGAAUCCACACCAGAUUGAAUUGUACAACUUGUACUGAGGACAAAAAAAUUUAAUAUUUAUCUUCU
Vigna umbellata (rice bean) is the source of this 1879-nucleotide messenger RNA. Its product is annotated as protein DETOXIFICATION 48-like. The record is from RefSeq and is a predicted model, not a curated record. Gene Ontology annotation, cellular component: membrane. Lineage: Eukaryota; Viridiplantae; Streptophyta; Magnoliopsida; Fabales; Fabaceae. Gene Ontology annotation, biological process: xenobiotic detoxification by transmembrane export across the plasma membrane. Gene Ontology annotation, molecular function: xenobiotic transmembrane transporter activity; antiporter activity.